GCUCAGUCUUUAUUGGGACAAGGACGGAAUAAAAUAGAACUGCGAAGGAUUUACUUAUCCACGUUGUAGUCAACAGUAGAGAUGAGAUCCACUCUUUCUUAAAUGUGACACAUGGUCGAAUUAGUCGUCGAAUUAGUCCGUAUUGAAAGAUAAGCCGUUAUAAUUCUCGCACUUGACAGUGGAUAUUGUCUUUAGGGUGCAAUGUUUGAUUCACCAUCUCAACAGGAUCUCUAGUUACUUUUGCACGCGCAAUGGGAUUACAACUUGCUUGCUUAUCAAGUGGGAACAGUUGCGCUCCAUAGCCGGUCCACGCACAGGACGGGCGCGAGAUAUGGAAUUUAGCUUAAUCAACAGGUACACGUGAUUCUUUGCAUGCGGACUUACAAUAUCUCAUCCUGUAGAAAACAAGCGAAAGUGCCCCGCUAACACUCCUCUGAGGAAAUACUGGAUAUCGGCAUGCAGGGUAACAGAUGAACAACUCCAAUUUAUGAAAUGUAAUGAAUCAUGCACACAACUUACUGGCUCUGAUGUCAUUUUUUUUUAGAAACAACGUAAUGCCUUUGUUUAUUACUUAUAAAAGACAUUUUACCUGACAAAGACUGACAAAGUAAAAGCAACCACAUUUAUGUGAGUUAUGCUUGGAACUAAUCGAAAUCAGUACACUUUGCUGAAAGAUUUUCUGGUUUGCAGAAACAGAUAGGUGACAAUGCCCUUUAGUCCUUGAAUGGCGUUCUGUCCUGAAUAAAAUGGCCAAACCGGAGUAAGACCCUCCUCCCGCCUGAAGAGGUGCAUGGGUGCUCGUGUAGUGUGUUGUGACUUAGAAAGGUCAUGGGGUGUGUCCAGAGUGGGACUUGUAAACCGCCUUUCUCUGACACUAUCACGGUCCUUGAACUGAACGCCUCAAUUGACCCAAACCCCACAACAGUGGACGAGUCGUCAGACGUGGUGUUGCGGUACCGGACCCCUUACUUCCGGGCCUCUGCCCAGGUACUGGUCCCGCCUGUGCUCAAGAAAGAGAUCUGGACCAUCGGCUGGAUUCAGGCCUGUAACCAGAUGGACUUCUACAACCACUAUGGAAACGAAGGCCUGUCCAGCUGGGAGCUCCCCGCGCUGCGGUCCGGCCGCGUGCCGGCUCUGAGCGACUCGGACGGCGUGAGCUAUCCGUGGUACGGCAGCACGAGCGAGAUCUACACGGUGGUGGGCCCCACCAGGCGCGAGACGCGGCUCACCGUCUCCAUGAACGACAACUUCCAUCCCAGCGUCACCUGGAGCGUCCCCAUAGCGACGAUGGGCAGUCCGGCGCAGCUGACCGGCAUCCGACGGCACCAGUGCUUCACCACGUGGCUCGUGGCUCGUCACGAGGCGUCCGGCGAGAUGACGCUGCUGCGCACGCUACGCUGGAAGGUGCGGCUACGCAUCGACGUUGACCCCCAGCGACCCCUGGGUCAGCGCGCACGCCUGCUGGAGCCACUGCUGCAGGACCAGCCGCUGGUGUUGCCUAGCAACGAGCCCCUCCCAACCAGCGCUCUGACCCCGCCCAACGCCAACCACGCCCAGAUGCUCAUGUGGAGACCCAGCAACGCCCCGCCCAUCAUGGUCAUCCCGCCCAGAUACACACACACACCCUGAUACACACACACACACACACCCCCUGAUACACACACACCCUGAUACAC
Molecule: messenger RNA, 1676 nt
Organism: Alosa alosa (allis shad)
Lineage: Eukaryota; Metazoa; Chordata; Actinopteri; Clupeiformes; Clupeidae
Gene: fam78aa
Product: family with sequence similarity 78 member Aa
Exons: 2
Coding region: 829-1629 (266 amino acids)
Source: RefSeq, a predicted model, not a curated record